Radiomyces spectabilis is the source of this 4230-nucleotide messenger RNA. RefSeq lists its product as uncharacterized. Gene Ontology annotation, cellular component: plasma membrane; endoplasmic reticulum-plasma membrane contact site; cytoplasm. Lineage: Eukaryota; Fungi; Mucoromycota; Mucoromycetes; Mucorales; Radiomycetaceae. Gene Ontology annotation, biological process: intracellular sterol transport. Bases 193 to 4101 code for a protein of 1302 amino acids. Gene Ontology annotation, molecular function: sterol binding; sterol transfer activity; protein binding. The record is from RefSeq and is a predicted model, not a curated record. The transcript has 14 exons.
ACCCAGAUUGAUCAUCUUGGACAAAAGGGUCCAAACCCAUGCUUGCUGGGAACCGAUACAUUAGAUGACGAGACUGUUUUUUGGGGGGAGAGGGGGUUCACAGUCGCAGGUUCAAACGAGAGACAAUGCAGGGUGGAGCACUCGUCUCGUCUCCCGUUUUCUUUCAAAAUCCGCAGCUGACGAAUACUUAUCAUGGGGACUCAAGUCAUGCACGAUCUUCCUUCCCUUGUGGCUACUCCCACGCAUCUGCUUACCCUUCAUGACGUUGUUCUCGAUUCGCCAGUGUGGCGAUCCAACAUUCAACACUUGGAGGAACAGAUAGACCACUGUGAAAAGUGGUUGGAAGCCUUCAUUCGCGCUCUGAAACAAUAUAUCGAUGCUGUGAUAAAAUACAAUGCACAGACCAGCAACCUGUGCAAACGAACACUUCCUGCCAAUACCAGCGGCUCCUUAAUCGAUCCCGAGAUAACCGGCACGGUGAUACAGGCAUUUGCCAAUUCUCUUCAAAGCGAGCUUGCCGUUAAAACAAAAUUGGUUUCGGACUUGGAGGAAACCAUUUUACAUCCUCUGCAACGAUAUAUGAAACAAGAUUGGAAAGAAUUAAAGGAUGCGCGGAAAUCCUUUGAAAGGAUCCUUGAUAAAUACGAAAAUCAGCUGAGCCGAUACAGUGUGCUGAGUAAACAAAAAGAAGCCAGCGCUUUACGCGAAGAUGCGUUUCAGAUGUACGAUAUCCGAAAGACUUAUAUACGCACCAGUGGAGAAUACUUCACCCAGCUGAUCUCCUUCAAAGCAUGCCUGGAAGAAUUACUCGUGGGAUCGUUCUCCGGAGCCAUCGCGGCACAGAUCGAAGAAAAUGACGAUUUAGCCAUUGCACAUACCCAGUCUCGGACGCUCUUACCCGGUUGGCGACAAUGUCUCGAAGAAUGGAAGGCAACGUAUACUUCACAAAUCGAAUUCAUGAAAAAGCGUUGCCACACGCUUGAGGACCAGUUUAUCCAACGAUCGCGCCCACACCGUUCCCUAAAACGGUACUCAACUUCUAACAAUGACCAAAUGUCGGCGGUGUCGGUAUCAAUGGCGCAGGGCGAUCGCGACGACAAAUACUCUGGCUAUGAAUCACCUUCCGAGUAUUCAGAAACCGACCAUCCCAAGGAACACCCAUCGAAGCAAGGAUACCUCUAUGCUCGGAUUAUUGUGGGAAAACCGGCGCGGUAUUCCUGGGUAAGACGAUGGUUCUUCCUACAAGAUGGUUGGUUUGGAUAUUGUCAUGUAUCCACUGUCAACAAAGUGAAAGGCUGCGUUGUUAUUGGCGAACGUGCUUCUAUAGAGGAAUGCGAAGGCAAGAUCGUGACCGAUAUGGAUCGCCGUUACUCUUUCGAGAUUAUCUCACCUCAAAGCACAUUUCUUGUGCAAGCAGAAACAGAUGAAGAUAUGCAGCAGUGGGUGUGGGCGCUGGAGAAAUGUAAAGAUAUGCUUCACAAAGAAAAACGUCUUUCGCGUCAACGCUCUGAAUCCUCGGUUUCAACAACUAAAGAACAUCCCGCCUCCGUUUCGUCUGUGCCUCGUUCGCUACUGUAUCCUCAACCGUUCUCUUUAUCGCACCAUACAGGCAAUGGAAGCUCCAAGGAACUCACGCCUCCAUUUUUCGAAUCUUUGGGGACGGCAGAAGAUACCGAUGAAUUAAACAAUGAGGAGAAUUUAUCUUAUCAACAAUCCGUGGCCUUUGCUCUGACGGCAUUGAUGCUCCAGGAAACGGCCGUCAUACCUGAAGCCGCCGAGGACGGGAAAAAAUCCAAUCCAACGGAACCUACGGAAACCGAAUCCGAUACGACCAACGGUGGAUUGGAAGCGGCACAGCAACCGCAACCAUCUUCGUCCUGGUCCAUGCCGUGGCUGAUAUCUGGUAUCAGCGCCCUUUCAAAUACCGUUGAUCCCACAUCCAAUGGACAUGACCAGUCCGCGAAUCCGCCGUAUGCCACCGAAGGAGGAGCAUUGAUCAUUUGGCCGAACAAACGAGAAAUCGAGGCUUCCAAUGUUCAUCUAUCGAACUAUCCGCCAGAAUUGCUGAAUCGCCAUCAGGAACUUCGGCAACUGUUUUCCCACGUACCGUCUACUGAAGUCGUCAUGGAUGUGUUCGUAGCUACAAUGUAUCACCAACCAAUGGCAGAACCAGGAGUGGAUCCCGAUGAUACUGCAACAUGGACCUCCACUCCUCCCUUGGCAAAAUAUGGCUAUGCCGGUGAUGGUUAUCUUACUCAAUCGCAUUUAUGGUUCUACAGUAAUACGUUGAUGACAUGUUUGAACACGCUGGUGGUACCCUUAGAACAAAUCAAGGCUAUUCGUCUUGAACGAGCGCUAUCAUCACCGUCGAACGGAAUGUUGAUGUCUAUCGAUCUAAAAACCGACCCUGUGCAGACGUUCAGUUUCGGAUUGUGGUUGGAAGCCGCUGAAUUAGUCAGCGAACGACUAAAGAUAGCUGUGGAAGCGGCUAAAAAUUCAGAGAGGGAAGAUCUUCAGGUCCUCUUUGAGUCGAUUCGCAACGCCAACGCGGGUCGAACCAAAUCCAAAAGACCUCUUAGCCAUGUCACACCGAUGAGCGCUUUGAAUGCAGCGGUAACACCCUUGACAGUGCAGGCGCAUCCUCAGCUUUCCAAUUUGCCGACGCAACCAGCAGUCGGUAGCGAUCCUGCUGCGUCGGGAAAUGCGACAGACGGGUCAGAUAGUAGCCAUUCGACCAAUCGAUCAUCUCCUGCAACCGGCGCUUUGGCUGCUGCUAUGAGCGCUGUCUCUGGAAAAUUAGCUACUUCUACCACGGAUACAGCCUCGAAAAAUAUCGAAGCGAAAAAACAAGCGGAGACUCUGGCUACCCAAAGCGAGGAUGACUGGCCAGCGGGUAGAACCAAGCCGAAAACGCCUAUCGAAUGUCAAUGCGCCGAUCAUUUGGAUAAGAAAGAGGCAGAACUGACCCUACCGAUCAGCGCGAAGAGGUUGUUUACGCUGAUGUUUGAACCCUCUGAGGAGAAAGACGGCCAAACCACCGUAUGGAGCAAGCUCAAUCAAGCAAAAGGCAAUGGGGAGCCAAGCAUAACGGCAUGGAGCGCUAAUAAGGAUGGCUGUCCAGAACGGAUAUUGAAAUAUAUUAUGCCUGUCAGCAAUCCUAUGGUGAAAGCCAAAGAAACCGAAGUGAUUGAAACACAUCAGAUACUAAAGCAGGAAGAGUACCUCUGCUAUGUGGCUCUGGUUACCACAAAAACGCCGCAUUUGCCGUAUGCAGAUGCCUUUGUACCCUCUGUAAAAUACUGCGUUACAUACGUCACGCCAUCGAGCUGCCGCUUGCGCUGCAGUAUCGGAAUCAAAUGGCUGAAAUCGGUGGUUAUGAAAGGUAUGAUCAGUAAAGCCGCCAAUAAAGGGCUGAGCGAAACCGUGAACGCGUUGGUACCAAUUAUCAAGCAAGAAGCAGCCCAAGCGUCGGGUUUAGCAAAGAGUCUGCCAAAGGACGCUCUCAAUGAAAAAGCAAACGCCAACGAGAUAUCCGAUCAGCCACCACCAGUCUUGAAAAGCGACCAUGAUACGGGGAAAUUACAGCAGGCAUUGUCCCACCUAUCAUCCAUCCCUCAUUGGGGGAUGACCUUAUUAUUGCUCAUGGCAGCACUUUACAUUGCGUUUUCUUGGAAGAGCUCCAGUAAUCUGCCGACAAUGCGACAAGACAAUAAUAUCAAGAUUGUCUGGAGAGCUGUGUAUUUACGGGAUAUCGAUGAUGAACUGACCGGCAAAUCCAUUGGGUUAGAUCAUGCCAACGCAAAGAAUUAUGAAGCAUUUCAGGUUUCGCGCGUCAGUACGUUGGCAGAAUCCAAUUACAGCUGGUACAGUGGGCAACAUCGGUUGAUGGCAGCUGAACUAAGGUACACACGAGAGCGGCUGGGUGCCUUACGAUACGAGCUCUUGGCGGCUUUCCGUAUGCUCAAUGGCAUGGAAAGAAGAGCGCUGGAAAGCGAAUACUGGAAUUGGCUCCUUGACGAGAACAUACGGUGUCAGCAAAAUGAUACCCUGAAAAGGAAAACACCUUGUGAAGAAGUACAGAAGGAAAUUAGCCUUUACUGAUCUGCACAAACUUUUAAUAACUAACACAGCGAGAAUAACAUAUCUUUUCCGCACUAAAUCUGAAAGAUAGCUGAAUAAAGAAAAAAAAGCGAUUUGAGAUCUGGAGAUGCAAAAAAAGGAAACGCACAU